AUGGAUCCGGCGCUGGAUUCAAUGCAGGAGUCACAACACCUGCCUGCAGCGCAGAAGCUCGGCCAAACGUCGCAACCGGCGCAGACGUCGGGGAGAUCAACGACAGAGAAGGACCAAGCUCCAACCACGUUUCCUCUGUUGAAGGUAUCACCUCCGAUUCCUGUUGGCCGUCUGGCCGGACGAUUCAAAGUGCAGCUUUGGCGGGCCAGCCCCGAUCACAAGCUGAACCUCAUUGUUGGGCCAAGCUCCCAAAGCGAUGUGGUCGUAAUGGUGGAUGCGAGUCAUUUGGGCAUCUACCAAGGAGAUGAGGUGCUCAGCAUCAACGGUGUGUCUGUGCAAAGCUUUCGGCAUUUUGCUGAACUUCUUGAAUCAUGUGGGCAGAAUAUAGAGAUCCAGUUCUAUCACAAGGAGCCGCCGAUAGCCACGCUCGUGCACGAGGAUGACCUGAUCGAGAUGUGCUGCGGUCCAACUCUUUGCGUGCCUCAGACCAUGCCAGUGUGGUGCGAUUACUUCUACAACCCUCCAGAACCAAGGUGCCGUGCCGAGUCCUGGACACAGCGGGAGGUUUUGAGUGCCUCCGUGGCAGAGACGAGCUCGGAAGGUUCUACGUUUCAACUUGAGAUGCGUCGCACAUCCAUGAAGCAGCCCUUCGGGCUUCCACUUGGAGUGCUCAGCCUGCCAGCUGAGCCCUCCGAGCCCUCCAACGUGGCCUCGGAGGACGCGCUGCUGACAACUCCGAAGUGUCAGCAGCUCUGCGUUACUGAGAGUUUCUGCUCCGACCGGGAGGUCGUGGAUGCAGAGAUUGGGCAUCUGCGAGAAGAUGAAGAAGAGGUCAGCCAGUCCAAUGCAGCCAGCAUCAUCGGGAGUCGAGGGCCUGUGGUCGUCUUGCAGGCGGUGCCCCUGCUUGGCCUCCAUGCAGGUGAUGAGUUGCUGAGGAUCAAUGGGGAGGAGAUCUCCGAUCUUUACAGCUGCAAGGCCGCGCUGAAGACCGCCAUACAUCUCAGCCUGGAAUUUCGCAGACCAGAGACUGUCCCGAGCAGCUUCUGCACGACAGAGGUUGGGUCGCCGGCUCUGAUUAUGAAGACAUCUCGACGGAGCGAUGAUUGGAAUUCGGCCACCUCGACGAAAGACUGCAGCCGUGAAGUGCCGGAAGAAAGUUGGUACCAAAACUUGUUGCUCAAACUGACUUGCACCGAUGUCUCCCGACAAGCUGUAGAUAGCUCCCCCAUGUUGGAGGUGUCAACGCACAGGAGUUUCGAUCCCAACGAUCUUCGGGACGCAGUCAUGAUCUGA
Molecule: messenger RNA, 1293 nt
Organism: Symbiodinium necroappetens
Lineage: Eukaryota; Dinophyceae; Suessiales; Symbiodiniaceae
Source: the annotation of a GenBank genome assembly